GUCUCGGUCGUCUGGUGCCGUGGUUUCUCGGUCGUCUGUUGUCGUGGUGUCUCGGUCGUCUGGUGCCGUGGUGUCUCGGUCGUCUGGUGUUGCAGUGUCUCGGUCGCAGUGGUAGUGGUAGCGUCUAGUUUGUCAUGUUUCGGCUGUCUAUGGGUGGCAGUCGUUCAAAGCGUGGUCGAUGGCGUCGCGGUGUCUCGGUCGCUGAGUGCCGGUGGGGUCGUCUGGUGUCGUGGCAGGGGGGUCGUGGUAUCCUUGAAUUGUGGCGUCUGUUGGUCGUUGUCGUGGUUUGGGCGGUCGGUCGGAAUUAAGGUCUGUACAUUAACGAAAUCGGUCCAUAAUCGAGCGCGUUGCGUCGUGAACAUUGAAUUUCGAUCACCAUCUCGAUACAUUGGUAGUUCUUACGUACGCGGGAGUAACAACUUGAUCGCUGUCGCAUGA
Molecule: messenger RNA, 438 nt
Organism: Saprolegnia parasitica CBS 223.65
Lineage: Eukaryota; Oomycota; Saprolegniomycetes; Saprolegniales; Saprolegniaceae
Exons: 1
Source: RefSeq, a predicted model, not a curated record